This is a messenger RNA of Paramisgurnus dabryanus, 790 nucleotides long. RefSeq names its product NK3 homeobox 1 (gene nkx3-1). Gene Ontology annotation, biological process: cell differentiation; regulation of transcription by RNA polymerase II. Gene Ontology annotation, cellular component: nucleus. NCBI's taxonomy places the organism in Eukaryota, Metazoa, Chordata, Actinopteri, Cypriniformes, Cobitidae. Gene Ontology annotation, molecular function: RNA polymerase II cis-regulatory region sequence-specific DNA binding; DNA-binding transcription factor activity, RNA polymerase II-specific. The record is from RefSeq and is a predicted model, not a curated record.
GUGAAAGUACCAAGAAUCACUUACCCGGAGCUGAACACUGAUCAGGAGAUACGAGCUUCAUUAAUCCUUUUCUCGGGAUUUGAGCGAAAUAGAUGGCGACUUCAAACAAGCAGCUGACGUCGUUUUUCAUAGAGGACAUUUUGUCUUUAAAAGAUGAUAAGAAGGACGAUUCGUGGAGAUCUGAAAACAACACAGACGACAGCGCAGACAGACAAACAGAUUCAGCAGACAUCUCGGUUUGUCGCAGCUCUGAGGAUAAAACUGGGUCGUUGACAGAGAUGACGAGCGGCGGGAAGAAGAAGCGCUCGCGCGCCGCUUUCACUCACCUGCAGGUGCUCGAGCUCGAAAAGAAGUUCAGCCGUCAGCGAUACCUGAGCGCUCCGGAGCGCGCGCACCUCGCGAGCGCCCUGCGCCUCACUGAGACUCAGGUGAAAAUCUGGUUCCAGAACAGAAGAUAUAAGACCAAACGGAGGCAGUUAACGACAGAUGGAAAUGAGGAGUACUUUCAAAAAUCAGACGGGACUAUUGUGUCUGCUGCUGCUGCAGCUGCUGCUGAGGAGGACUUUAUCAGAGCGUCAAUUUUAGCCACAGUGUACAAAUCUUAUCCUUACAGGCCUUACCUGUAUGACUCACGCGGACUGAAUGUAUGGAGACCAGCACUGUGAUAAAAGGACAUUAACUUGGACUUGAUGAAUGUUUUUUUGUGCAUAAUAUUCUUUAUAAUUAUGACUUUGUGUUUAUUCUGUACAGCUUUGUAUUCUGUAUAAUAAAAGUAUAUUUUUAAAAUGCG